Penicillium cataractarum is the source of this 2112-nucleotide messenger RNA. RefSeq lists its product as uncharacterized. The record is from RefSeq and is a predicted model, not a curated record. Gene Ontology annotation, molecular function: phosphatidylcholine lysophospholipase A1 activity. NCBI's taxonomy places the organism in Eukaryota, Fungi, Ascomycota, Eurotiomycetes, Eurotiales, Aspergillaceae. The transcript is spliced from 5 exons. Bases 1 to 2112 code for a protein of 703 amino acids.
AUGGCGCUGGGUUGGCUUGGCCAACGUCGCAUCGUGGCCAGACGGUGGAAUGCGUGGGUGACUUUGUUCAUGACGCUAAUGCUUGGGGUAACGUCCAACGCAGCUGCGCUGGCAACGAAGACUCUGCAGCCACGCGCCCCAAUUGCUGAUGGUAUUGAACUGAGAGUGCUUCCUAUUGGAGAUUCGAUUACCUGGGGAGCACAGAGCUCUGACGAUGCAGGCUACCGCAAGUACCUCCAUGAUAUGCUCGACGCUCGAGGGAACGAAGUGGACUUUGUGGGAUCAGUCACGAGUGGAACUGACCUCGCUGAUAAUGAGCACGAGGGACAUCGAGGCGAGACCAUCGAGGGGAUUACUCAUGAUAGCCUGACUGGGAUCUACGCCGCCACCAACAUUGUUCUGCUCCAUGCCGGGACGAAUGACAUGAAGGGUGAUGUUGAUGUAGCAAAUGCACCCAGCCGUCUAGGGGACUUGAUUGAUUUGAUCUUCGAGCAUUCUGAGGAUGCAGUGCUCCUCGUUUGUCAGAUCAUUCCCUCGACAACAAGCGCGUACCAGACUCGGAUUGACGACUUCAAUGCAGCGCUGCCUGCCCUAGUGGAGGACUAUACCGCCAAGGGCAAGAAGGUGGCUUUGGUGGCGAUGAACAAGGCCCUCACUACUGCUGAUCUGGCGGAUAACCUGCAUCCAAAUGAUGGAGGGUACAAGAAGAUGGCAGAUGCAUAUUAUGCGGCCAUUGAGGCUGUUGAUGAAAAGGGUUGGAUCUCGAAGCCAGGUGAGUAUCUCAGCCCGCCAACGAAUUCAACGUCUUCAGAGGGUUGCAAGGCAACACCAUCGUGGUACAAUGUCGGCCGGAUCGCAACUGGCGCCAAAGUUGCUACUUCUGAUGGUCUGUUCCAGCCUUCGUGGUAUAAGAAGGGUGUUAUCGCGGAGGGUGCCUGCCCCCGAGCUCAGCUCCACUUUAUGGACCUUGAUGGGGAUGGGCUGAAGGAUUACGCUUGUGUUGAUCCGACAACGGGAGCAACGGACGUCUGGCUUAAUAUUCCAGAUGCCGAUGGAAAAUCCUCUGGAAGCUGGAAUAAGCUGGGGGAAGUGGCGACGGGUGCAAAGGGGCGAGAUGGCAGGGGGGUGAUGUUUGCCGAUUUAAAUGGCGAUGGCAGGGAUGACUAUAUUUAUGCUGACCCAGAUACUGGAGACGUUUCAGCGUGGAUCAAUCGGUUGAAGAGCGAUUCGGGUGUGUGGCAGUGGCAGUCGCUCGGCCGCAUUGCCGGGGGAGUUGGUGCUACCAACGACACUCUUCAAAUGGUGGACAUCGACGGUGAUGGAAGAGCUGAUUUCUGUCUCGUUAAUCAGAGCACUGGGGAAGUCACCGGUUGGUUGAAUACCGGGGCGGAUGUUAUGCCUGAUUACUAUAAACUGGGUGUCAUUGCCACUGGAGGCUCUGCUGCCCCGGGAACAACAGUGUACUUGGGUGACUUUACAGGCGAAGGAAGAGCCGACUAUAUGAUUGCUGGCGAGGGGGGCAAGGUAAAGGCAAUGACCAAUCGGCUGCGGGAAACCACUCUCAUCCCCCGGUGGUUGGACGCAUUUGUUCUUGCAGAAGGGCCCGAUGGUGCUGAACAAGACCAAGUCCGCCUGGUCGACAUGACCGGUGAUGGCAGGGUAGAUUAUUUGCUUGUGGAUGAGACAACCGGAAAGGUCACUCUCUGGGAAAACAACGGCACUGGAGGGAAGUACCAACCUGGAGAAGGGGUUAUCCUAUGUGACUUGGAUGGCGAUGGCACUAGCGAUUACUUCUGGGUUGAUCAUACUGGCAAAGGCUGGGGCUACCUCAACACAGGCAAAGGCACCGACAACUGGAAUGACUUGGGGCAGAUUGCGUACGGGGAUCACAAGCGGGAGAAUAUUCGAAUGGCACGCCUGACAUCAAGCAAGCGUGCCGAUUAUGUGGUUCUUGAUGAAACCACGGGGCAAGCCGAGUGGUUUGAGAACUUGGGCCCGGAUCAAGGCUGGGGCUGGAGGUCUCGCGGGGAGAUUGCAGCAGGUCCCAAAACCACCAUCGAAACCCAGUUUGGCUGGCAGUUCAAGGCCAAGAACGUACGAUUCGCCGAGUAA